AUGAGCUUCCAGCACGAGAAUGGCGCCCUCGGCUCCAAAGAGGUCAAUGAGGUCCACAAGCCGGGCUCUUUCUCUGACCAUGCACGCGGACGACAAUUCAGCGUGGAUCCUGAGGAUCGUGCCAUGGUUGCGGCCGACCAGAAUGCACUGAAACGCAACCUGAAAGGCAGACACAUGCAGAUGAUUGCAAUUGGUGGUGCGAUUGGUGCUGGUCUGUUCAUUGGUUCUGGCGGUGCUUUCCAGACCGGCGGACCUGCUUCUGUACUCCUCGGUUUCAUGAUCAUUGGUGACUACCUCAUGAUGCAGGCUCUUGCGGAAAUGUCGGUCAUGUAUCCGGUCAAUGGCGCCUUUACCAUGUACAUCUGUCGAUUCGUCGAUCCCUCGUGGGGCUUUGCUUGCGCUUGGGAAUACGCCAUUAGUUGGCUGACAGUCCUACCAUUCGAAAUAUCGGCGGCUUGCAAUAUCAUCCACUACUGGCCAGGUUCCGAGGGUAUCAACAACAGCGCUUGGAUUGUACCAUUGCUGGUCGCUUUGAUUUGCAUUCAGUAUUUCGGUGUUCGAGGCUACGGUGAGGUUGAGUUCGUCAUCAGUAUGAUCAAGGUCAUCGCCUGCACAGGCUUCAUCAUUCUGGGUAUUAUCAUCAAUUGCGGUGGUGUUCCGACAGAUGACAGAGGCUACAUUGGCGCAAGAUACUGGCAUUCUCCCUACUCUGCCUUCCUGAACGGCUUCCACGGCUUCUGUGGUGUCUUCGUCACCGCAGCAUUCGCCUAUACUGGCACCGAAUUGACCGGACUGGCUGCUGCCGAGAGUGCCAACCCAAGAAAGGAGAUUCCAAGAGCCUCGAAACAGGUCGUCUGGCGAAUCCUCAUCUUCUACAUCGUCAAUCUUUUCCUUGUGGGCCUGAUUGUUCCGGAGAAUAGUGUACUGUAUACCGCUGAAGGCUCGACGUCGCGGCACUCGCCCUUUGUCAUUGCAAUUCAACUUGCUGGUAUCAAGGUCCUCCCAUCGAUCUUCAAUGCAGUCAUCCUGAUUGCUGUCAUGAGCGUUGCAAAUUCCUGCACUUUUGGCUCGACCCGAACAAUCCAGGCUCUCGCUGCCAAUGGAAUGGCCCCGAAGGUCCUUGCCUACAUCGACAAGAAAGGCCGCCCACUACCCGUGACCAUUCUCCAGCUUCUCUUCGGCUGCUUGGCGUUUAUCAAUCUUGCAGAUAACGGCGGCACGAUCUUCAACUGGCUCCUAGCAUUGUCAGGUCUCUCUAUCAUCUUCAUCUACGGCAGUAUCGCACUGGCUCACAUUCGCUUCCGCGCGGCAUGGGCACAUAAUGGUCGCUCCAAGGAUGAACUUCCCUUCCGAGCUGCCUUCGGUGUCUGGGGCUCGUACGUCUGCUUGCUGAUCAGCAUCCUUGCCCUGAUCGCCCAGUUCUACGUCGCACUCUACCCCGUUGGCGGUCCCAACCUGGAUGCAAAUACCUUCUUCCAGCUUUACCUCGCCGGACCUCUGAUCAUCUUCCUCUACUUCUGCUGGAAGAUCUACAGCUGGUUUUUCCGGCCCGCCGACCGUCCAUUCUUCAUUCGCUUGAAGGAUAUCGAUAUCUACACUGGCAUGAGAGAGGGUCAAAACCUGAUUAGCGGCGUCGACGUUACGGAUGAGCAAAGACGCACCAGCAUCACUGAGCUGCAAAAUGAGAAGAGUAAGGGAGGUGCCCUGGGCUAUCUCAAAGCUGGUAUCAGGAACAUCAUUUGA
This is a messenger RNA of Cyphellophora europaea CBS 101466, 1743 nucleotides long. RefSeq lists its product as uncharacterized. The record is from RefSeq and is a predicted model, not a curated record. Gene Ontology annotation, biological process: amino acid transmembrane transport. NCBI's taxonomy places the organism in Eukaryota, Fungi, Ascomycota, Eurotiomycetes, Chaetothyriales, Cyphellophoraceae. Gene Ontology annotation, molecular function: amino acid transmembrane transporter activity. Bases 1 to 1743 code for a protein of 580 amino acids. The transcript is spliced from 6 exons. Gene Ontology annotation, cellular component: membrane.